Messenger RNA from Perca fluviatilis (European perch), 1023 nucleotides. Its product is annotated as interleukin-10-like. The record is from RefSeq and is a predicted model, not a curated record. Gene Ontology annotation, molecular function: cytokine activity. Gene Ontology annotation, biological process: immune response. The transcript is spliced from 5 exons. The coding region runs from base 115 to 681 and encodes 188 amino acids. NCBI's taxonomy places the organism in Eukaryota, Metazoa, Chordata, Actinopteri, Perciformes, Percidae. Gene Ontology annotation, cellular component: extracellular region.
AGAUCCUACCAAGAAGAUUUUGUCAUACAUCCACUGAGCCAGCAGCAGCAUCUUUCCUCCUGAGGGCCCACUCUUCUCUUCUCUGCCUCUAGAAGAUCCAUCAGUGUGUCCAGCAUGAGUCCUCGGUCUCUCCUCCUGUCCAUCCUGGUUCUCUUGGCUUUCUUCAGCACUGCCUGCUGUUCUCCCAUCUCGUGCAAUAACCAGUGCUGUCGUUUCGUGGAGGCCUUCCCUGCCAGGCUAAAGAAGCUCAGAGAGAACUAUUCACAAAUCAGAGACUUCUAUGAAGCCAACGAUGACUUGGACACAGCGCUGCUAGACCAGAGCGUCGAGGACUCUUUUAAAAGCCCGUUUGCCUGCCACGCCAUGAACAGCAUACUGGAGUUUUAUCUGAGCACGGUUCUGCCGACAGCCAUGGCCGGAGUGACGGAGGACACCAAUGACUUAAAGCCUUACAUGGAGUCCAUACAUCACAUCUUUAACGAGCUCAAGAUGGAUGUCACCAAAUGUAGAAAUUACUUUUCCUGCAAGAAACAGUUUGACAUUGAAAACCUCAACUCUACUUACACUCAGAUGGAGAGUAAAGGUCCAUAUAAGGCCAUGAGCGAGCUGGAUCUGCUGUUUAACUACAUUGAGACAUAUCUGGCUUCUAAACGGCUAAGACACAGAAUGGCCGCUGUUUAAAGACCUGCUGACCCUAACCAAAAUCUGAUCUUGUUCAUCUCAGGAAAAAGAAAAGACAGCUUUGACCCUUGCACUCUUUUGCAAUGAAUCCGUUAUUUUCAGUGGUAUGAGUGUUGCCACAUGUUGUAGCCUGCUCAACGGAUGUCUAAUUCUGAGACUUCUGGUUUUGUCCUGAGGACAAGUUUCUGUUUUAAGACCAUAUUGAGUCCUACAUAUGAAGCUACAACUAAAACUGUCGCUUAUGAAGCUGUGAUAUUUAUUUGUAUCAUAUAUAAUGUUUUUUUUUUUAUUUAUGAUGACCAAUAUUGUAUUUUUGUAGAUGAAUAAAUGACUUGUUGAUAA